Messenger RNA from Caenorhabditis bovis, 1044 nucleotides. NCBI's taxonomy places the organism in Eukaryota, Metazoa, Nematoda, Chromadorea, Rhabditida, Rhabditidae. The record is from the annotation of a GenBank genome assembly.
AUGACUGAGACCACCAGAAAAUUUGCCUUCAAAAAAUCCGCACUUGCAGACAAAGCAGAUAAAAUUUGGUCAGAAAGUAAACUAGAUUUCACUGCCUCCGCUAGAACAACGAAUCACGUUCAUUUAGAAAAGAAAAGUUUGGGUGAUGUUUUAGAAAAAAUAGCAUCAAAACCAAAAGACCAGGAAGGGGAAGAUCAACAGAAUUCAUCAAAUUCAUUUGUUUUUGGUUCGAAAAUUUCCGAUCGCGUGAUAAAAAAUGCAGCAACUGUGGAUACUAAAGAAGACGAUACUACUCUGCUUUCCGCAACUGAUCUGUUUAAAACCGCUGUAAAGAAGGAUGACGAGAAACCAGAUACACGGGAUUUCCGAGAAUUGGCCAAGGAAGAAGCUGAACGUGUGAAAGAAGCGAUGAAGCAACAAGCAAGCACGUCAAUUGUUGAGCUCACAACCGGCGAAGAGGCUGAUGAGAAUAUAUUCCAGGCAUCGUGUAAAAUCUGGGUGUUCGACAAAGAAAAGAAUAAGUAUGUGGAGAAGGGAGUCUCUAUUCUUCGCAUAAACAAACGGUGUGAAAAUGGUCGCACACAUCAUCGAAUUGUCGCAAGAACAUCCGGAACCCUUAAAGUUGUAAUCAAUUCAAAAAUUUUCGCGGACAUGGUCUUGGAAAGACCUGACAAGCGGAUUCGAAUUUCUGCCAUGGGUCCUGAAUCCAAGGUGAUUCAAGUAUUUCUUCUUAAAUUCGGGUUCUCUAAAACUGAAACGGGGGCUGAAGCUGAACAAUUUUUCAAUAUUUUGAGUGAUCUCCUUAAACUUGAAAAGGGCGAACAAAGUCGAAAACGAAAGGCUGAUUGUGAUUUGAACGCUGAAUCUGUAAAAAUUCGCGAUGCCAAAGAUGACGAAAGUAAAUCCGAUGAGAAAAAAGAGGAGGAUGAAGAUAAAAAUUACUUUUUUUGGGUUGACGAAGGAUUCGUGAUUUUGGAGAAGCCUCGUCCAGAAGAAGAAGAGGAGCUGAACAAGGAAAAAGAUGAUGAAGAAAAAAACGCAUAG